This is a messenger RNA of Odocoileus virginianus texanus, 1382 nucleotides long. The record is from RefSeq and is a predicted model, not a curated record. Lineage: Eukaryota; Metazoa; Chordata; Mammalia; Artiodactyla; Cervidae.
CGGACCCGGAAGCCGGCGAAAACGCGGAGGCGAGGGGGCGCAAUGGCGCCUCCUCAGCAGGCGCGGGUCCUUCAAUGCUGCUGCUGCAGGCUUUUCCAGGCUCACCAGGUGAAAAAGAGUCUCAAAUGGACAUGCAAAGCUUGUGGAAAGAAGCAGUCGUUUUUGCAGGCUUACGGUGAGGGCUCUGGUGCUGACUGUAGACGCCACGUCCAAAAAUUAAACCUGCUGCAGGGACAGAUUUCAGAGCUGUCACUCAGGUCUCUGGGAGAAUCCAUAAGUGCCAAUGAGGAAGAAAACGUGGAUCCUUGGCAGGCUGCUCGUGCAAGUCCACAGGAAAAACUCCAGCCCUCAAAGAACCGCUGGCUGAAGUAUCUGGAAAGGGACUCCAAAGAACUGGGGCUGAAAGAAGGAGGAGUGUGUUUCAACAGACAGCCUUCAUCCGAGAGAGAAGAGCCAGACCCUCUGUCCAGCACAGGCCUGCCUCGGAAAAGGAAGUGGAACCAGAGCACAGUUGAGCCUCCAUCAGUUGGCCCUGAUGUCCAGGACUCCAGAAGCUGUGAGGUCACCUUGAAGUCCUUGAAGGACCAUUCUCUUCAUUCUACAUGGAGUGCCAGGUCUUCGCCAGACUGUUCAACUUGGGACCUGCCAUGGAUUUCUGAGGAACUGUCACCUUCAUUUACCCAGGACCAUGCUGGCCUGGCAGGGAAGGGCAGAGGGAGUCGUGAGGACCGGGACACCGUGGAGCUUGUUCCCCAGGGGGAACCACCGUGCCCUGCCCAGUGGGAACAAUGUCUUAUGCCACCUGGAAACAGCUCACAUUUGGACACAGAGCCCCUUACCCCUCUCCAGAGAGGCCUCCGGCCAAUCCAGGCAGCACAGGCUGAGCAGGGGACCCCCAGGGCCCAGAUUCCCAGGGAAGAAGGCCUCUGCAGGAUCCCCGGGGCACUCCAGUCUCCUCAGACCACGCACACUCCCACACCUGGGCCCAAGAGGCUUUGUGGGAGGACCCCUGAGCAGUCCCAGGGUGCGGGCCCCUGGGCAGAGGGCGCGCCCCCGGUCAAAGGGGUGCAGGCACGUCCGUCACUCAUGCGUCUACAUGACCUCUUUAAAACUGGAGAAGACUUCGAUGACGAUCUGUAAGCUGAAACUAGUAUGUUACUCUUGUAGACAUAUUUGUUACAUGAACCCUUCACUUCACAGUGACCUCUGUCACUGAAAACAGGGUUCCCCAAGUUGCUUUCAAAUAGUAGGACUAAGGAUGACUUAUAGGAACUACAAGAAGCGACAAUAAAUAUGACCAUCAAACAGAUUACCUCUUGUACCAUCUUUGAUUAAAGUGCUUAUAAUUUUAAUUAAAAUUGUUUACAAAUAUAACAGAAUGG